Molecule: messenger RNA, 4176 nt
Organism: Trifolium pratense (red clover)
Lineage: Eukaryota; Viridiplantae; Streptophyta; Magnoliopsida; Fabales; Fabaceae
Source: the annotation of a RefSeq genome assembly
AUGGAAGAACGGGCCAAUCUAGUCUUUCACAAUAACGUGAUAGGUGGAACUGCAAUUAAACGACUUAUUAGCAGAUUAAUAGAUCAUUUCGGAAUGGCAUAUACAUCACACAUCCUGGAUCAAGUAAAGACUCUAGGAUUCCGUCAAGCUACUGCUACAUCUAUUUCAUUAGGAAUUGAUGAUCUUUUAACAAUACCUUCUAAAGGAUGGCUAGCUCAAGAUGCGGAACAACAAAGUUCCAUUUUGGAAAAACAUAAUUAUUAUGGAAAUGUACAUGCGGUAGAAAAAUUACGCCAAUCCAUUGAAAUAUGGUAUGCUACAAGCGAAUAUUUGCGACAAGAAAUGAAUCCUAAUUUUAGGAUGACUGACCCCUUUAAUCCAGUUCAUAUAAUGUCUUUUUCGGGAGCUAGAGGAAAUGCGUCUCAAGUGCACCAAUUAGUCGGAAUGAGAGGAUUAAUGUCAGAUCCACAAGGACAAAUGAUUGAUUUACCCAUUCAAAGCAAUUUACGUGAAGGACUGUCUUUAACAGAAUAUAUAAUUUCCUGCUACGGAGCCCGUAAAGGGGUUGUAGAUACUGCUGUACGAACAUCGGAUGCUGGAUAUCUUACACGUCGACUUGUUGAAGUGGUUCAACACAUUGUUGUACGUCGAACAGAUUGCGGUACCAUCCGCGGGAUUUCUGUAAAUACCCGAAAUGGAAUGAUGACAGAAAGAAUUUUGAUACAAACAUUAAUUGGUCGUGUAGUAGCAGACGAUAUAUAUAUAGGUUCACGGUGCAUUGUCGUUAGAAAUCAAGAUAUUGGAAUUGGACUUAUCAAUCGAUUCAUAACUUUUCAAACACAACCUGUAUUUGUUCGAACCCCCUUUACCUGUAGGAAUACCUCUUGGAUUUGCCGAUUGUGUUAUGGGCGGAGUCCCAUUCAUGGGGACCUGGUAGAAUUGGGAGAAGCUGUAGGUAUUAUUGCUGGUCAAUCUAUUGGAGAACCGGGAACUCAACUAACAUUAAGAACGUUUCAUACUGGUGGAGUAUUCACAGGGGGUACUGCAGAAUAUGUGCGAGCCCCCUCGAACGGAAAAAUAAAAUUUAACGAGGAUUUAGUUCACCCUACACGUACACGUCAUGGAUAUCCUGCUUUUCUAUGUAAUAUAGAGUUGUAUGUAACUAUCGAAAGUCACGAUAUUAUACAUAACGUGAUUGUUCCACCAAAAAGUUUUCUAUUAGUUCAAAACGAUCAAUAUGUAAAAUCAGAACAGGUGAUUGCCGAGAUCCGCGCGGGAACAUAUACUUUUAAUUUGAAAGAAAGGGUUCAAAAACAUAUUUAUUCUGACUCAGAAGGGGAAAUGCAUUGGAGUACCGAUGUCUAUCAUGCAUCCGAAUUUAUGUAUAGUAAUGUACAUAUCUUACCAAAAACAAGUCAUUUAUGGAUAUUAUCAGGAAAGUCGUGCAGGUCUGAUACAAUCCAUUUUUUACUUCGCAAGGAUCAAGAUCAAAUUCACCUUGAUUCUCUUUCUAAUGGAAAAAGAAAUACCUCUCCUCUUUUUGUAAGUGAUGAUCACGUAAAACAUCCAUUUUUUAGUUUCAAGACUUUUGCUACAAAAGAAACGGGGAUUAGCAAUUAUUCCAUAUUUAAUCAAACCAUAUGUACAGAUCAUUCUCAUUUUAUGUAUCCUGCUAUUUUUCACGAUACUUUUAAUUUUUUGGCGAAAAGGCGAAGAAAUAGAUUUCUUAUUCCAUUUUCAUUCCAAUCGAUUCAAGAACGAAAGAACGAACUAAUGCCCCCUUACGGUGUCUCCGUUGAAAUACCUAUCAAUGGUAUUUUUCAUAGCAAUAGUAUUUUUGCUUAUUUUGAUGAUCCUCAAUACAGAAGACAGAGUUCGGGAAUUACUAAAUAUAGAACAACUAUAGGAAUAGGAAUUCAUUCCAUUUUUGAAAAAGAAGAUUCCAUUUUUGAAAAAGAAGAUUCCAUUUUUGAAAAAGAAGAUUCCAUUUUUGAAAAAGAAGAUUUCAUUGAGUAUCGAGGAAUCAAAGAAUUAAAUCCAAAAUACCAAAUAAAAGUAGAUCAAAUUUUUUUUAUUCCCGAAGAAGUGCAUAUUUUACCCGAAUCUUCUUCCAUAAUGGUACGGAAUAAUAGUCUCGUUGGAAUAGGAACACCAAUCACUUUCAAUAUAAGAAGUCGAGUAGGCGGAUUGCUCCGAUUAGAAAAGAAAAAAAAAAAAAUAGAAUUAAAAAUUUUUUCUGGAAAUAUCCAUUUUCCCGGAAAGGGGGAUACGAUAUCCCGAGACAGUGCGAUCUUGAUACCACCCGGAACAGUAAAAAAAAAAAGGAAGGAGUCAAAAAAAAUUAACAAUUGGAUCUAUGUCCAAUGGAUCCCAACUACCAAGAAAAAGUAUUUAGUUUUGGUUCGACCUGUAAUUUUAUAUGAAAUACCGGACAGUAUCCAUUUUGUAAAACUUUUUCCCCAAGAUCUAUUUCAGGAAAGGGAUAAUCUAGAACUAAAAGUUGUCAAUUAUAUUCUUUUUGGAAAUGAAAAAUCCAUUCAGGGAAUUUCCGACACAGGGAUUCAAUUAGUUCGGACUUGUUUAGUCUUGAAUUGGGAUCAAGGCAAAAAAAGUUCUUCUAUUGAAGAGGCCCCCGCUUCCUUUGUUGAAGUAUGUACAAAUGGUUUGGUUGAGUAUUUUCUAAGAAUUGACUUAGUGAAAUCGAAUACUUCAUAUAUGCGAAAAAGAAAUGACCCAUCUGGUUUAGGAUUGAUCGCGGAUAAUGAAUUGGAUCGGAUCAAUAUCAAUCCAUUUUUUUCUAUUCAUUCCAAGGCAAAAAUUCAACAAUCAAUUAGCCAAAAUCACGGAACUAUUCGUAUGUUGUUGAACAGAAAUAAGGAAUCCCGAUCUUGGAUAAUUUUGUCAUCAUCUAAUUGUUUUCAAAUGGGAUCAUUCAACAAUGUAAAAUAUCACAGUGGGAUAAAAAAAGAUCCUAGAAUUCCAAUUAAUAAUAAGAAUUCGUUAGGCCCUUUAGGAAUAGCCCUUCAAGUUGCAAAUUUGGAUUCACUUUACCGUUUCAAAACUUAUAAUCAGAUCUCAAUAAUUAAAAAUUUGCAACUUGACAAAUUGACGGAAAUUUUGCAAGUAAUUAAAUAUUAUUUUAUGGACGAAAAUGAUCAAAUUUUUAAACCGGAUCUAUACAGUAAUAUCGUUUUGAAUCCAUUCCAUUUGAGUUGGUAUUUUCUCCAGAAUUAUUAUUCUGAAAAAACGGUUACAAUAAUUAGUCUUGGACAAUUUAUUUGUGAAAAUAUAUGUAUAGCUCAAAUGAAAAACGGACCCCACCUAAAACUAAAAUCGGGUCAAGUUCUAACCGUUCAAAUGGAUUCUGUAAUAAUAAGAGCGGCUAACCCCUAUUUGGCGACUCCAGGAGCAACCAUUCACGGCCAUUAUGGGGAGAUCCUUUUUCAAGGAGAUAUUUUAGUUACAUUCCUAUAUGAAAAAUCGAGAUCCAGUGAUAUAACACAAGGUCUUCCAAAAGUGGAACAGAUAUUCGAAAUACGUUCGAUUGAUUCAAUAUCGAUGAAUCUAGAAAAAAGAAUUGAUGCUUGGAACAAGUGUAUAACAAGAAUUCUCGGCACUCCUUGGGGAUUCUUGAUUGGUGCUGAACUAACUAUAGCGCAAAGUCGUAUUUCUUUGGUUAAUAAAAUCCAAAAGGUUUAUCGAUCCCAGGGAGUACACAUCCAUAAUAGACAUAUCGAAAUUAUUGUGCGUCAAAUAACAUCCAAAGUCUUGGUUUCAGAAGAUGGAAUGUCUAAUGUAUUUUUACCUGGCGAACUAAUUGGAUUAUUGCGAGCAGAACGAACGGGACGUGCCUUGGAAGAAGCUAUUUGUUACCGAGCUUUAUUAUUGGGAAUAACAAAAACAUCUCUGAAUACUCAAAGUUUCAUAUCCGAAGCGAGUUUUCAAGAAACUGCUAGAGUUUUAGCAAAAGCCGCUCUUCGGGGUCGUAUCGAUUGGUUGAAAGGUCUUAAAGAAAAUGUUGUUUUAGGGGGAAUGAUACCCGUUGGUACCGGAUUCAAAAGAAUAAUGGACCGUUCACGGUCAAGGCAACAUAAGAAGAUUACCUUGGAAAAAAAAAAAUUAUUCGAAGUAGAAAUUAGAAAUCUUUUGUUCCAUCACAGAAAAUUAUUGGAUUAG